CCCGGCCUGGCUCACCCUGCUCAUUGGCCCCCAAGUCAUCACUUCACUUCUCCAUUUCUUCACAUUGGGCCUGGGUGCCUCCUUCGGAGGUGGUGGCUAAUCGGGGCACGUUAAAAGGCGAGCUUCCCCCUCGCCGACCAGUAAGGAAGUCGCUCGCGCGCCCUGCAGCACCACUCCCCGGCACCCGGACAUGCGGCGCCACGCGCGGCCCCUAGGCAUGCUGGCAGCCGUGGCCAAGGGACUCUUCCUCCUCUGGGCCGUGCCAGCACGGAGCACGCAGCCCCCGACCCUGCAGCAGAUCCACGCACUGGUGCGGCACAUGGCCGAGGACGCGCGGGAGCUCUUCCUCUUCUACGAGCAGGACCAGCGCCUGGCCUUCAGCUGGCUGUGCCGCACCAACGCCUCGCUGGAGUGGCUGCGGGGGACGGUGGUGAUGGGGACCGGAGGGCUGCGGGCACUGCACGGGGCUAUGGCCCACAUGGACAGGGCGCUGCAGGGAAUCACCCAGCACCAGCGCGACCUCAACCCCCCCGGGGCCCCCAUCCUGCGCCGCCUUGACAGCACCCGCCUGAAGGUGCGGGGCCUCCUCAGCAACCUGGAGGGCGUCCUCCACGCCCACGGCAUCGUCCCCACCAUCCCCACCCUGCCCCGGCUGCCGGCGGCCACCAGAGUCUUCCAGCAGAAGGUGGAGGGGUGCCGGAUCCUCUGGAGCUACGCACGCUUCACGGAGCAGCUCAGCGCCCAGCUGGAGGAGCGAGGGCUGCGGGCGCGCCGGGAGGAGCAGAGGCAGCAGCGGCGAGGCCGGCGGCGAGGCCGGCGGCCAGCAAGGUCCUAGGGAGCCCCUGCCACCCCCACUGCUGUCACCCUAGCUGUCCCCAGCACCCUGGGGCUUGUGGUUGGAUGCGGAGAGCCUGGUGCAUGGCUGGCACUGGCACAGAUGUCCCCCAGGUGCCACCGUGUGUGGAGGCCAGCACCGGCCAGCAGGGUCACUCUGGGUUGGUGACGUCCCCCGUUGCCAGCCCUGCCUGAUUUUCCAGUGAUUCAAUGGGUCUGGUGACACGUCCUGACUAAGGGGCUGCUCGCACGGCACCCGCACGCCUGGCGCAGGCAGGGUGCAGCCCCAGACCGACAGUGGCCACUUGUGCCACCGGCAUGUCACCUGCGUGUCACCCCCUGCCUGCCUCUCGAGGGGUUCGCUGAACCCAGAGAGCAUCUGGGGGAGGCUUUUCUUGUGCCUGGUGUGUCCAUCAGCCUGGCAUCCCUGUGAGCUUGGUGUCCCCAUAAGCCUGGAGGCCCCAUGAGCCUAGUGUCCCUGUGCACUCAGUGUCCCUGCAAGCUUGGUGUCCUUACACCCUCAGUGUCCUUGUGAGCGCAGUGUCCCUGUGCUCAUCCCUGCACGCCUGGUGUCCGUGUGCCUAUCCCUGUGCCUCAUGUCCCUGCAUUGUGUCCCCACGCCCUCAGCAUCCCCGUGCCCACCCCUGGACCCUUGGUGUCCCCAGAGUCCCUGAGUCCCUCGGCAAGCCCUGCCUGUGCUGGGCAUGGGCUGGGGCUGUGGCCCCGCACUGUGCGGGUGGGCACCAGCCCCCCCAGUAACUUAUACGUGACAGUGGUGCAGCUCCCCUAUUUAUUAAAGCCAUCGGUUUAAUUUAAUAUGUCCCUGCUUUGGGGAGAAAUAUUUAAGGAUACAUUUUUUUAAUAUAUAAAUAUAUAUAUAUAUAUAUUUUUGUUAUUUUUUGUACUGUGUUAAACUGUAAAUGUAAUGAUGUUUUAUUUAUGAAUAUAAAUAUUAUUUUGUACUGGGAGAAGGGCACCAGGCCAUCCUGGCCAGGUGGUGCCCCCUUAUUUUUAUAUCACAGCAGACGGAAAUAAAGCAUUGACCUCGGCCUGUGGGCCGCUGCCUC
This is a messenger RNA of Cygnus olor (mute swan), 1901 nucleotides long. RefSeq lists its product as uncharacterized. Gene Ontology annotation, biological process: immune response. NCBI's taxonomy places the organism in Eukaryota, Metazoa, Chordata, Aves, Anseriformes, Anatidae. Gene Ontology annotation, molecular function: cytokine activity. The transcript is spliced from 3 exons. Bases 191 to 835 code for a protein of 214 amino acids. Gene Ontology annotation, cellular component: extracellular region. The record is from RefSeq and is a predicted model, not a curated record.